GUGUUGCUAAACAAUCAAACACUAACACCGCUCUCGGGGGAGCGUUCAUGUGGCAAAAUGGAUCCUAUCAUAUAAUUGAUACAUAAAAGUUUUCAAGUUCCACCAAUACCACGAACAUCAACUUCCCCUGCUGACACUUUCGCUCUGGCGUGCGAUUUGACGGUCUGAUAGAUACUUUAAUUCCAACUAUCUAUCUCGCCGGUUCGAGACUUGACCCCCUUCCUUUUGCUUCGUCGCCGUUAAGUCAUGUCCCACACGUCUCCCUCGAGUUAUCUCAUAUGGGCAAUCCUUUCUUGCAUGCUCGGUAUUUUCCUCGUAUACCACCUCUACGCGUUCGAUAAAUUCAAAUGUCUCAAGUGGAACAACGGCCCUUAUUCUGGGGCUUUCAAAAGAAUUAUGACCUACUCGUAUCUACUGAGCAUACCGUUAAUUAUAACGUACUCAGUGGGAUUUGCGAUCAUAAAAUACAAGGAAGGAUAUGUUUACUUGGAGCUGGAAGGAGUGGUACCAACACCGUAUCAGCUAUGGGCACCUCUAUCGAAAUCUGCUAUCUUCCCUUUGACCCUCUGCUUCACAAUGGCGUGGGCUCUCGAAAUGGUCACUCAUUUGGAAGAAUUAUGCUUCUGGCUUUUCCUCGUCAAUGCGCAAGGUGGCCAACAAGACUGGUUCCACAGUUAUUAUUUUCGAACGUGGAUAGUGGGCUCUUGCGUCGCUGUCCUAUACAUGCCUCUGGUUACAAUCUUCACCCGCAGUAACCCGCUGACAAACGAAGCAUUCACUUUCCUCGCCGGUAGCCUGGGAAGUCUGUCCCUCACAAUAUGGUUCAUGCCUAUAUUGUGGACCUUCCCGUCAUUCUUGCAUAAGCUGAAAUCGGAAGGAGCUGAUAAUGCCACCGUCAUAAGACUCACCAAAUUUCACGAGCUAAAUACCGUCCGGGUCUUGUGUCGAUACUUAUUUACUGUUCCGCUGCUAGUUCUAGGGGUUGAUGGUGCUCGACCACAUCAACACAUUAAUGAAAACCCAUUCUGGACGGAUUUCCUUACUUUCAUUGCAGCUGUAGGUUGCAUGAUAUCCUCCGGAAUCACCCUCAUCAUUUUCUUCCCUCGUUCUGUGGAAAGCGAGAUCGCUGCGCGCGAUGCAUCCAGAGAAAGAAAGCGACUCAGGUCUCAAGGAAGUGCGAUAGAAAUUCGUGGAACAGAUUUCGGGACAUCAAUGUCGAUAUCGGAGCCUCCAGCAUCAUAUUCUCGCUUCCAUGAUUCUUUGGCUGUUAAAACGAACUACUCAUUGCACGACUUUUCUCCAGAGAGCCACGAGGUCUCUUUCAACUCAGAGGAUAAAAUAGCUGCGAUGGAAAGGGAGGAAUAUCCUCUCAGUGAACUGCCCCAUUCCUCAACGAUCCGCCCGAACCGUAAACGCGGAGACGACGUGGAAUUGGGUGGAAUUGGCUCUCUUACAGAAGCUAAUCUUUCCAGACAUAAUGUUUAUUCAUCUGUGAAUCUCAUGGUUCAUUCGUAUACAUCACCUAUUAGUGCGUCUGAUUCUCCUUUUUCCGUGCUCGUUCCCAAGGCCUAAUCGACGACUGCUUGUCCUAGACAUGAUAUACGCAGGCAACAACCGUUCGGAAGCGUCACGUCUGACCUUCACACGUCGUUAAUUCGUAUAUUCAACUCAUCGGAGGAUCCGUACCCUAUUUGUGCUGUGGUUGUCUUUAAUAUAUAUCUAUGGCUGACUCUGUUGUAGCAAGUUUCGUGAAAGGGCAGAUGUUUUAUCUAGCAGUGCGAGGAAGUGCAGACGGCGCUGUGAGCUUCAAUCUAGUCAUCUCCUUUCAUCAUUGCCAUUGUAGUGUCAUGCAAUUACCCCACGAUUUUCAUGCCG
Molecule: messenger RNA, 1875 nt
Organism: Lentinula edodes (shiitake mushroom)
Lineage: Eukaryota; Fungi; Basidiomycota; Agaricomycetes; Agaricales; Omphalotaceae
Exons: 13
Coding region: 247-1572 (441 amino acids)
Source: RefSeq, a predicted model, not a curated record